UUAUUUUUAUUGAAUCAAGGAAGCUGCAACCAAGGUUUAGAAUUUGCAGAAAUAUGCUUAUGCAAGGUAAAUAAAAAAUUUUAGCAAACAAAAUAAUAUUUUAAAAAUGUCGGACGUACCACCGCCUUACGGCGCCACAGAUGAAAAGACAGGCUACCCACCUCAACAAGGUGGUCAAUAUCCACCAGCACAAGGUGGCCAAUACCCCCCACCUCAAGGUGGCCAGUAUCCCCCACCUCAAGGUGGCCAGUAUCCCCCACCUCAAGGUGGUCAAUAUCCACCACAACAAGGUUACGGCCAAGCUCAGCAAACAACUAUCAUAACAACACAACCAACAGUGAUUGCUGGUGGUGUCCUGAGGUUUUCAGAAUUCCCAAUGCAGAUUACAUGUCCUCAUUGUCAAGCCCAAGUUGUAACAACUUGUAAUUAUGUUGAUGGUACUGCUGUAUGGGUUAUUGCAUUGCUGAUUUGUUUGUUUGGGGGCUGGGUGGGCUGCUGCCUAAUUCCAUUUUGUAUAAAUGGUCUUAAAGAUGUAAAUCAUAUUUGCCCAAACUGCACUCGAAUGGUUGGAUGUUACAGACGAAUGUAACCGCUAUUGAAAUUAUUUUUUUGCGUCAGUUGAACUGAUACAGUAUAUAAAUUUGCAAUCAUAUAUCAUUUCCCGGGGUAAUAUUUAUAUUUAAUUUUUCUAAUAAGCAAAAUAUUGCACGAUAACAAUUGUAUAAUAUUAUGUUGUUAUAAUGUUUUGAACUAAACUCUGCAACAAUUGGGAUUAUUUAGCUCGUUACAUAAAGAAAUACAAAAAAAUUGUGAUUCUUGUUGAUGUCGGCGUUAUUUAAAGUUUUUCUGUGUAGUACCAUUUACCAAUGUAAUUAUAUUUUCUUACUCUGUUGUGUUAUAUUUUUCUUUACUAUAUAGUAUCUUUUGGGAAUCACAAAUUUAUUCUAGGCAAGUAUAAUCACAACUAUAUCUGUGUUAAUUUUAAUUCUAUAAAAGAGGUUGUGGCUGGUUACAACGUUUUUUUAUCAGUUGCGCGUCAAACCUCCUGUUCUUUUGUACAGACCAUAUGCAAGUAACAAGUCCUUUGCUAUUUAAACAUGAUUUAUCUUUUUUUACGUGAGAUGCAUACAUUAUACUACUCCCCUUACUUAAUCUUACCCAAUGUAAGCCUGGCGAUAGUAUUUUUUGCCUUUUGUAUAUUUCAAAAGUUCUGUGUACGUGCACAAAUUAUGUCUGUUACUAUUUUUUGGACAUUUGUUCUGUUUUUAUCGUUAUAUUAUUACCAGAUUUA
Messenger RNA from Hydractinia symbiolongicarpus, 1291 nucleotides. Its product is annotated as cell death-inducing p53-target protein 1 homolog. The record is from RefSeq and is a predicted model, not a curated record. NCBI's taxonomy places the organism in Eukaryota, Metazoa, Cnidaria, Hydrozoa, Anthoathecata, Hydractiniidae. Bases 107 to 589 code for a protein of 160 amino acids. The transcript has 3 exons. Gene Ontology annotation, molecular function: zinc ion binding.